CAGAGCUACAAGACGAAGAUGACCGUGAUGAUGAGAGCAGAAUACAAACCAGUGUUACACAUGCCUGUGCUGAAAGAGGGCAGAGACAGAGGGCCACUCCACGCCUCUGACCCAUAUGGCCAGCCGGGAUACCCACUGCCUGGAGUGGCCCUCACUGCAGAUACACAGAUACAGAAGAUGCCCAGUGAAGCAGGUGUUCACUCCAUGGCUCUGGCCCUUCCUCCCUCUCAAGCAAGGCAGGAAGCCAGUCGAACUGCAGCAAGUGUGGCAGAUAUCCACAGACAUGCAGGAGGUGCAGAGAGAUCUCAACCCCCACAACACGCGCUGUCUCUCAUGGAAGGAGGCACAAAGACUUCUACACUGGUGCCAAGAAAGGCUCCUACCAUGCCCAAACCUCAGUGGCAUCCACCAUGGAAACUGUACAGAGUCAUUAGUGGCCAUCUGGGCUGGGUCAGAUCUAUAGCAGUGGAGCCUGGAAACCAGUGGUUUGUGACUGGAUCGGCAGACAGAACUAUAAAGAUCUGGGAUCUUGCCAGCGGUAAGCUGAAGUUGUCUCUGACGGGUCACAUCAGCACGGUGAGAGGGGUAGCUGUCAGCACACGCAGCCCUUACCUCUUCUCCUGCGGGGAGGACAAGCAGGUUAAAUGCUGGGAUCUAGAGUAUAACAAGGUUAUUAGGCACUAUCACGGUCAUCUGAGUGCAGUGUAUGACCUUGACCUCCAUCCUACCAUUGACGUACUGGUGACCUGUAGUCGAGAUGCCACAGCGAGAGUUUGGGACAUCAGGACCAAGGCAAAUGUCCACACCCUUUCUGGACACACCAACACAGUGGCUACAGUCAAAUGUCAAAGUGCCGAGCCACAGGUGAUUACAGGAAGUCAUGACACCACCAUAAGACUCUGGGAUCUGGUUGCUGGCAAAACAAGAGCCACGCUGACAAACCACAAGAAGUCUGUCAGAGCAUUGGUGCUCCAUCCCAGACAGUACACCUUUGCCUCUGGUUCUCCAGACAACAUUAAGCAGUGGAAAUGUCCUGAUGGGAACUUCAUCCAAAAUCUUUCAGGACACAAUGCUAUUAUCAACACACUGGCUGUCAAUUCAGAUGGAGUUCUGGUGUCAGGAGCUGAUAACGGCACUAUUCACAUGUGGGACUGGAGGACUGGCUACAACUUCCAGAGGAUUCAUGCAGCAGUGCAGCCCGGUUCUCUGGACAGCGAGUCUGGGAUCUUUGCGUGUGUGUUCGAUCAGACUGAGAGUCGGCUCAUAACAGCAGAGGCUGACAAAACCAUUAAGGUCUACAAAGAGGAUGACACAGCUACUGAAGAAUCCCACCCGGUUAAUUGGAAACCUGAGAUUCUGAAGAGAAAAAGAUUUAAAUUUUUGCUGGGUUUUUUUCUGUUUUUGAAACCUUUCAUUUUGUUACAUUUUAGCCAGCUGAUUUCUAACAGUUUCUGCUUAAGGCAUAAACGUAAACAGCACAUUCACAAUUUAAGUGAAGUCAGGAGACUUAAGAUCAGAUGAGACAUUUAGCUUUGUUCUACCCAUUUAAA
Sinocyclocheilus rhinocerous is the source of this 1550-nucleotide messenger RNA. Its product is annotated as pleiotropic regulator 1-like. The record is from RefSeq and is a predicted model, not a curated record. Lineage: Eukaryota; Metazoa; Chordata; Actinopteri; Cypriniformes; Cyprinidae. Gene Ontology annotation, molecular function: protein binding. Gene Ontology annotation, biological process: mRNA splicing, via spliceosome. Gene Ontology annotation, cellular component: precatalytic spliceosome; Prp19 complex; catalytic step 2 spliceosome. The transcript has 13 exons. Bases 19 to 1521 code for a protein of 500 amino acids.